Messenger RNA from Erigeron canadensis, 1947 nucleotides. RefSeq names its product long chain acyl-CoA synthetase 1-like. Gene Ontology annotation, cellular component: endoplasmic reticulum; membrane. The record is from RefSeq and is a predicted model, not a curated record. The transcript is spliced from 18 exons. Bases 32 to 1831 code for a protein of 599 amino acids. NCBI's taxonomy places the organism in Eukaryota, Viridiplantae, Streptophyta, Magnoliopsida, Asterales, Asteraceae. Gene Ontology annotation, molecular function: long-chain fatty acid-CoA ligase activity. Gene Ontology annotation, biological process: fatty acid metabolic process; cutin biosynthetic process; wax biosynthetic process.
AUCAUCUGUUGAAAAGUAUCCUGACAAUAGGAUGCUUGGAUGGCGUGAACUUGUUAAUGAAAAGUGGGGGACAUACAUAUGGAAAACUUACAAGGCCGUAUAUGAGGAAGUUCUGCAUGUUGCUUAUGCCAUUGGAGCCUCUGGACUUCAACCUGGUUGCAAAGUGGGAAUUUAUGGAUCAAAUUGCCCACAGUGGAUUGUAGCAAUGGAGGCUUGCAAUGCCCAGAGCUGCAUUUGUGUACCUCUCUACGAUACCCUUGGGGCAGGGGCUGUAAAUUUUAUCUUGGAGCAUGCCGAAGUUGAUAUUGUUUUUGUGCAAGAUAAAAAAGUUAAACAACUACUGGAUCCAGAGUGUACACAUACUCAACGCCUCAAGGUUAUUGUUUGCUUCACUUCAAUGACAGAAGAGGAAAAGGAAAUGGCAGAUUCAAUUGGGAUAAAAUCUUUCUCAUGGAAUGACUUUCUUCAAAUGGGAAGCGAGCAUCCAUCAGAGCUGCAGACACCGCAGCCAUCUAACAUAUGUACAAUUAUGUACACAAGUGGCACCAAUGGAGAUCCAAAAGGUGUCAUAUUGACUCAUGAAAAUGCGGUAACAACUAUAAGUGGCCUUGAUCGUUCCAUGGAACAAUUUGAGGAAAAGAUGACGGUGGAUGAUGUUUACUUAUCCUUCUUACCUCUCGCCCACAUUCUUGACCGUGUAAUUGAAGAAUAUUUCUUUCAUAAAGGAGCAUCUGUUGGUUUCUAUCAUGGGGAUAUAAAUGCGUUAAAGGAUGAUAUGAUGGAGCUGAAACCAACUUUCUUGGCUGGAGUACCUCGUGUUUUGGAACGAAUUCAUGAAGGCGUGUUGAAAGGACUAGAAGAACUUAAUCCAAGGAGGAGGAAAAUAUUUGACAUACUAUACAACUACAAACUUAAAUGGAUGAAGUUAGGUUAUAAGCAAAAAUAUGCUUCGCCUUUGGCAGAUAUGCUGGCUUUCAGCAAGAUAAAGAACAGACUGGGUGGUCGGAUUCGUUGUAUAGUAUCUGGAGGAGCUCCAUUAAGCCCUGAGGUGGAAGAGUUCUUGCGGGUCACAUCCUGUGCUUUUGUACUACAAGGAUAUGGAUUGACAGAGACUUGUGGUCUAGCCGCUGUUGGAGUUCCAGAUGAAAUAAGCAUGAUUGGGACUGUUGGUCCUCCUUUUUUAUACACGGAAUUACGUCUAGAGGAAGUUCCAGAAAUGGGUUAUGACCCAUUGGCAGAUCCUCCACGGGGUGAAAUAUGUGUUAGGGGAAAAACUCCUUUUGCAGGAUACUACAAGAAUCCAGAGUUGACAAGUGAGGUGAUGAAAGAUGGAUGGUUUCGUACAGGUGACAUAGGGGAGAUAUUACCAAAUGGAUCAUUAAAAAUUAUUGACAGGAAGAAACAUUUGAUAAAGCUGUCACAAGGAGAAUAUGUUGCACUGGAGCAUUUGGAGAAACUCUAUGCCAUUAACCCCAUUGUUGAAGACAUUUGGGUAUAUGGGGAUAGUUUCAAGUCAGCGUUGGUGGCUGUAGUUGUGCUAAACCAAGAGCAUGCAUCAAAAUGGGCAGAUCAUAAUGGGUAUAAUGUUACCUUCCCCGACUUGUGUACACUCACUCAGCUACAUGAUUACGUCAUCAGUGAACUCAAAUCUACAGCAGAAAGAAACAAGUUGAGAGGUUUCGAACAUGUUAAAGCUGUGAUUAUCGAAGCCGAAACCUUUGAAGGUGAAAAAGGAUUUUUGACACCAACACUUAAAAAGAAAAGAGAUAGAUUGCAAGAUAAUUACAAGAUUCAAAUAGACAAUGCUUAUAGAAGCUUGAAGAAACUCUAAAGUAGAAUAUCUAUUGUCUUGAUACAAUGCUGAAAUUCAAUUAUCAAAUAAAUCGUACCGAGUUUUUGCUCAUAAUAAUAGUUGAAAUGUAAAUCGUAAUAAUUAACAUAAAAUUU